AUGGACUCCCACGAACGGAGGGAGGCCUCCGGGCCAUUUGCGCAGCCGAAACAAUUCGUGUUAUGUUUUGAUGGGACGGGGAAUAAAUUUGCGGGCGAUGAGUCGGAUACGAAUCUCGUGAAGAUUUAUCGCAUGCUUGAUCGCAGCCAAAGCCACCAAUACCACUACUACCAACCCGGCAUAGGGACAUAUGUGACAUCACAUUCACUAGGCAGCAAAGGACGAAUCGAGCGCAUCAAAUCCUCAUACAAAAAAGCCAAGGAUGCAGCGCUGGGAUCCUCGUUCGACGAACACGUUCUCGGCGGAUACAAGUUCCUGAUGCGAUACUAUGCCCCUGGCGACGACAUUUGCUUCUUCGGUUUCAGUCGAGGCUCGUACACGGCACGUUUUCUCGCAGAGAUGCUCGAUUACAUCGGUCUACUUCAGCCCGGGAAUGAGGAACUGGUACGAUUUGCAUGGAAGACUUUUGCGAAAUGGCAGCAGCAGAAAAGUGGCACAGAGCGGGAUGAUAAAGAGAGGCAUAAGCUGUUUCGGUUCAUGAAGGCGUUCCGGGAGACGUUUAGCAGGCCGGUGAGCCGGAUUAAAUUCAUGGGACUGUUCGAUACGGUGAACAGUGUGCCGAUGUUUGAGAAUGCUUGGAUGGAGAGGAGCAAGUUUCCUUAUACGGCGCAGACAACGGCUCGUGUUAUUCGGCAUGCUGUUUCGAUUGAUGAACGGCGAGCGAAGUUUCGGCAGGAUUUGAUAUCUGAGGUUAGACCUGUUGCGCAUGGUCAUUUGCAUUCACAUCGAUUGAGGCAUUUGCUGUCAAGGGAGGAUCAUGAAAAGACCAAAGUCCCUGAGAUUGUUUUGCCCGAAAAUGAUCAUGAUGCUGGGAGAGAAGGGCGUCGCAGGCCUGGAUCUGGGAAUGGGACAGACGAAUUCAGAUAUCGUGCCCCGUCGUCGUCGCCAAUGCGCAAAGGAAGUUCCGAAUUACCCAGAACCAAUGCCUAUUUGUCUGAGCAUCACUCAGUGAAGAGUGCAAUCUUCAGAACAUCCCUUCGAGUCCCAAGCCUAAACAUUCCGGGCAACGGAGAAGAAGAGCAGGGCGAGCAGGAUAUCUCAGAAGUCUGGUUCCCAGGCCAACACGGCGAUGUCGGAGGUGGUUGGAAACUCAACCCAGAAGAUCCCUGGCCACUUAGCCAUAUACCGCUGGUAUGGAUGGUCAAAGAAGCGCAAGCUGCCGGACUGGAAUUCGACCCCGAAAAACUAAAACGCUUCAAUUGCUACGAGGAAUACCCCAGCACAAGCGAGGCACUCAAAGAAACCAUAGUACCCAACAGCCUCGCAGCACAUAAUCAAACCAACCCCCACCGACAAACCGACAAAUUCAACGAAGCCCUUACCCAUACCAUGAACCAGGGCACUGCCCACGACUGUCUCACAUACGGCGGCGGCCUUUCAUUCUUCUCAACACUGUCAUGGCGAAUAAUGGAGUACCUACCUUUCCGACGAAUGGAUCUCCAACCUGAUGGAACGUGGAAGCCGAUUCGCUGGCCUCUUCCAUGCGGAGAAGUGCGUGAUAUCCCUGAAGGUGCACAGAUUCACAUCUCGGCCGUUCAUAAGCUGCGAAUUGACCCGAAUUACCGACCGGGGAAUUUGAUAGUUGGAGGUGGUGGGCGUGGAGUUAAGCGUGCACCGGAGAAAUAUGGUAUUGGGGAAUGGGAGGUUUGUAAACAUGAGGGCGAUCUGGUGCGACAGACUUAUAUUCGGAAGAGUUCGAGGAUUCCCGCAGAGUCGAUUUGUCAGGAUGAUCAUGCUGCGGAUGUAUAG
This is a messenger RNA of Penicillium subrubescens, 1809 nucleotides long. RefSeq names its product T6SS phospholipase effector Tle1-like catalytic domain-containing protein. The transcript has 2 exons. The record is from RefSeq and is a predicted model, not a curated record. The coding region runs from base 1 to 1809 and encodes 602 amino acids. NCBI's taxonomy places the organism in Eukaryota, Fungi, Ascomycota, Eurotiomycetes, Eurotiales, Aspergillaceae.